AUGACGGGACCUCCCGAUGCAAGAAAACGGGAUAAACAGUGUGAGUAUCAUAAAGGUCACGGUCACAACACCAAUAGUUGUUAUGCACUAAAGGAUCACCUGGAGGAGUUGGUGCAAGACGACCGUCUUACGCAACACGUCGGAAAGAACAAUCCAUCAAAUACAGUAGCUCUACGGUCGGACUCACCUUCUCUUGGUGUCAUUCAUAUGAUAUACAGCUUGCCGACGUCAUCCGAGGUGCAUAUACUUCAGUUGCAGUCUAGCCCUCAUAGCCCAAUCAUGCCAGUGAAACGGCCCCAUGAAACUGGAAGGAUCAAUUUCGAUGAUAGUGACAUAGUUGGAAUAACUCACCGCCACACUGAUCCCCUCAUCAUCGAGCUACACGUAAACAGAUGCACCAUUGAGUGUGUUCUCAUUAACCAGUGCAGCACUUCGGAAAUAAUGUAUUACAAAACUUUUGUCAAACUUGGCUUCACAGACUCGGAUCUGUCUCCGGCUAAUUACCCGUUUUUCGGCUUCAAUGCUAACCCGGAUUCUCAGAAAUCGGCACAGGCAUGCUAUCUUCUUAUUGCAAGGAGACCAAGGGAGCUGGAAGUGCAUUCAAUUGAGGUACCGGAUAGGGAGAGCCUCAAAGACAUUGGGAAGAUCCCAAGUGAAAGGCCACCGAAGCCCUAG
This is a messenger RNA of Camellia sinensis, 675 nucleotides long. NCBI's taxonomy places the organism in Eukaryota, Viridiplantae, Streptophyta, Magnoliopsida, Ericales, Theaceae. The record is from RefSeq and is a predicted model, not a curated record.